Messenger RNA from Falco peregrinus (peregrine falcon), 2082 nucleotides. RefSeq lists its product as uncharacterized. The record is from RefSeq and is a predicted model, not a curated record. Lineage: Eukaryota; Metazoa; Chordata; Aves; Falconiformes; Falconidae. The transcript has 2 exons. Bases 460 to 1827 code for a protein of 455 amino acids.
AUCAUAAGCCGAAUUGAAGAUGCUCGCCUUAAAGAAGUGCAAAGUCAACGGCUGUUUGAACUCCUUAGGCAACUGUUGUCAGCAAUACAGCAGCGCACGCAACCCUACUGCGUUAUACAUAUUAGAAGUCAUAAAUGGUCUGAAGGUUUGGGGGAAGGGAAUGCGCGUGCUGACCAGCUCGUGUCUGUAGCAGCUCCACUAAGCGAGUUUGUUAAAGCACGAGAAUCACACAACACAUUUCACCAAAACGCACGGGGACUGCAUCGACAAUUUGACAUUACAAUGGAAGAAGCUAGAGGAAUUGUACGAGCUUGUCCUACGUGCAGUCAUCAUGGACCGGGACUAGGGCCGCAGUGGAUCCCAGCAAAAUGGACCAAAGCAGCAGUGACUGAUGCUCCAGUAACCAAUGUCAACUCGUGAUUGAUUUAUUAAUAUUGUUUUAGCUAUAUUUUAAGCAUAAUGUUGAGAAUUGUUGUGUUAAUUAAUUUUGUUGUCGUAGUUGUAGCUUUUGUGCCUAAAUCAUUGUUUGAUUUGCGAGAAAAUGUAUGGGUAACUUUAAGUAGAGCUGUUAACACAACCACGUUUUGUGCAAGUUUGUCAACCCCUAGCGUACCCUUUUUAACUUGUUUAGUAGGUGUGCCGUUAAAUGACUCAGAUUGGAUCGCCCUUAACCAGUCUCUUAACCAGAUGCCAAAAGUUACCAUAUUGGCUCGAGGUAAUAAUAUGAGCAGCUUUUUUGAAAAAUUUGAUAACUGGGAUGACAAACUCCCUAUUGGUCCUAGCCCUCAAGAAAUCGAACUAGUCGAUUCACUAAAUGCCUCUUACUGUGUAUAUUUGAAUUCUUCCCGGUACCCUUGUGCUGGUGAAGCCUCUAACAUGCCUUGUAGUACAACUGCUAUCACUCCCGUAUAUCCAAUUAAGAAUCAGUUUAAUUGGAGUGUUUGGUGUAACCAUACCAGUCGAAAUUUGUCUAAUCCUGCACCUGGAGUAUUAUAUCCUAGGAAAUUACCCCCUGGUUUGUUUUUUAUUUGUGGUAAUAGAGCAUGGAAUGGAAUACCCUCAAUGCCUGUAGGUGGUCCAUGUACCAUCGGUCGUCUGAGUUUAGCCUUACCACAUAUUCAUCCUAACAAAUCAAAUCCAGUGAGAUGGAGAAGAGACACUUCCCAGAUCCUUGGUAACACCUGUGAUGAUAACGUUCAACUUUGGAACAAAUGGGAGGUAUUUUUUGCUUCGUUAUUUAUCCCAGGUGCCGCCGCUGCUCGGGCCCACAAAAAUUUAGAAACGCUGUCUUGUUGGGUGGUUAAACAAGCCAACCUCAGCAGCAGAGUUUUAUCAGACCUAGCUGAUAGUUUAACUACUGUUCAACAUGCUGUUUUGCAAAACCGCAUGGCCAUUGACUUUUUACUAUUAGCACAUGGACAUGGCUGUGAAGAUUUUGAAGGCAUGUGUUGUAUGGACCUUGAAGAUAAUUCAAGCUCCAUACAUAAAGAAAUCAAACAAUUGAUGGAACAUUCUCAAAAAAUUCAACAAGAUGUUGGAUUUUUUGGCCUUGAAAGCUUAACAAAUUGGCUUGGGAUAGGAGGCUGGUUAAAAAGACUGUUGCAAAGUGUGUUGCUUAUAGUAAUAAUUGUUAUCAUUGGAUUUAUAUGUUUAAGCUGUGCUCUCUCUUGUAUUCGAAAAUUAUUUGAGCGUGUAACUGGACCAGUUUUCCUUGUCCAAAAAGAAAAAGGGGGAAUUGUUGCAGAAUGGAUGAAAGAGAACGGCCACGGUUCCAUAGAAGGACUGUGUGAUACAGCUUUUGACAUAAGCUGGAGUGAACCAAGCUAGGCCGCAGCGAGAAAUUACCAGACUUGCUAGAAAUGGAAAAUUACCAGGCUUGCUAAUAAGGGAAGAGAGAUAAGGUCAUGCUGACCUUGUGCCUAAUGUUGUAAAUAACUUUGAGGAAUUCGCGUAGACAAGAGAGGAAAAAAAGAAAAAUAUAUGUAGCUAGCUAUCCGCAGAAACCGCAAAUAGGAGGACGUAUGAAAGUGUAACCCUUUAGAGCUUAGCCAAUCAGCAGAUGAUUAGUAGGCAUAAUUAACU